Messenger RNA from Papaver somniferum (opium poppy), 1607 nucleotides. RefSeq lists its product as uncharacterized. The record is from RefSeq and is a predicted model, not a curated record. The coding region runs from base 9 to 1421 and encodes 470 amino acids. The transcript has 2 exons. NCBI's taxonomy places the organism in Eukaryota, Viridiplantae, Streptophyta, Magnoliopsida, Ranunculales, Papaveraceae.
ACUUGGAGAUGAACUUGUUCUGGCUUGGAGUUGGUUGCAGCAGUUUACUAAUAAGCCAUUUCCUAGUUGUACUUUUCCUAACAUGGAGGACCGGAACAUCUGUUCACUGGACGUUCUCGGUACCAAGAUUUGAGCUCUUUCUCCUGAUCCUCAUCCUCCCUUGUAUCUCUCAAUCAGCAGCAUUUGUCCUUAGAGGGCAUACAACUGCAGGAAUCAUCACAGGGGCAUUUUUCCUAGCUAUACCUGUAGCAGUUAUUUUAUCGGUCAGCCUAUUCUUGAUAGUUGCAGUAUUCACCAGUAAUUUUGUCCAAUACAAGGAAAUUACAUACAGAAAUGUCAAUAAACCAUGGAAUACGAAGAUGCUUGAUCUGUUCAUAGGGAAUAGUACACAAGGCAAGUGGUUCUACAAGGAAGGCCUGCCUUCAUCAUUCCUCCCAGGAUUUGGGUUGUUGUUCGAGGAUAGGAAGGGUCCUCCUAUUUUAGUUUCAGUUGAUCAUAAUGACUCCAACGACGUACGCAAGUGGACUUACAGUAGUGAAAGUGGGAUUGGAAGAAUGAAGGUUGUGAACAUAGCCAAAGACAGUGAAGAACCUAAAAUUUCCGUACGUAAAAAACUCCUUGGCUGUAUGAGAUCAGCAUAUGUAAUUGUAGACCUUCUGCGAAGAGUUACUUUGGGGUUCAUUUCUGGAGCUUAUUCAUCACCUAGAUUAAGUACAAGUGUUACAGCCUUUUCUCUGACAGUAGUGCAGCUCUUGUAUCUGUUCAGUCUCAAACCGUAUAUUCGACGAGGGGUCCAUGUCGCAGAGAGCGUAUCCCUCUUAUGUGAAGCAGCCAUCUUCGGAUUAUUUAUCUACAUGGGACGCAAGAGUUUCUUUGAAGACAGGACUAUGGGCAUUAUGAUGCUGAUUCUCUUAUUCACAAACUUUUUAGCUCAAGUUGUCAACGAGUGGUAUGCGCUAAUAAAAUGCCUCCUGGAGCUCCCCCAACUUGAAAAUGUAUCAUUCAAUCUAGGAGUAAAAUGCGUUGCCAAGGGUCUCAUCCUGCCUUUCCUCCCAAGGAAGCAUUGGCCAAGAUUUCUUCCUGGAUCGUCUCAUCCAAGAACCGGCUUAGUUCCAGUCAUCCCACUAGGUUCAGAGACAAGGGACAUUGCAGCAAGACAUAUUGAUCACCCUUUAAGUGCCGUGAGUGCAACUAUUGUUCCUGUUCUGAGUCCUGGUUCGUCGAGCGUCACCACCAAAAUCCAAGCACAAGGACCCAUGUCCUCGAAGACGCAAUUCGCGCGGAAGGAUGUGGAAGAACAACGACUCAAAGGAAUUGUUUUGGAGACUAACAAUGAAGCAUGGAAGCUGAGGCAGAUGGCAAAGGCUAGUUUUCCGGUCGUCGAGGUGGGUAGUUGCAGCUAUUCCCAAGACAGCAAUUAGUUCAGAUGAAUGUUUCUCUAACUCAAACAACACAGUAUAGUAGUACAUAACUAGCAAUUGCUUUACCACUCAUCAAAAUCUUACCAACAAUGUACAAUAACACCUGUUUGUAAGUAGUUUUUUGACUCCAAAAAAUCAAAAAAUUAGAAGUCAAUUUGGCCGUUAAAUUUCAAAACAACUUUUAGA